Penaeus vannamei (Pacific white shrimp) is the source of this 824-nucleotide messenger RNA. Lineage: Eukaryota; Metazoa; Arthropoda; Malacostraca; Decapoda; Penaeidae. The record is from RefSeq and is a predicted model, not a curated record.
CCAGCGAUGAUGUGACCGCCGCCCACUGCAAUGUUUGGCUCGGCGACACAGUGAUGGUCGGAGCACACGAUUGGUGUAAAGGUCAACCGCCGCCUUUGCUUAUGAGGGUCCAAAGGAUCGUCGUUCAUCGAAAUUACAACAGGAAAACUUAGGAAAACGACAUCGCUCUCCUAGAAGUCGCGAGGAACAUACCUUUCCAAAAAGAUAACUCCAUCGCCCCGGUGUGUCUGCCAAAAAUGCCGAUUAAUGACUGUGUACAAAUCGAAGCCAUCGCUACCGGAUGGGGCCUCAGGAACAUAUGCAAGUAGACUGGCAACUGUCGUGAUGGUAUCGUGCAAAUGUAAACAAAUAUUUAUCGUAAUGAUAACUCACCAUUUUUGCUUUCUUUCCGUAGUUGAUAGGCAACCAUGUCUGCUACAUGCUGUACAGAUAAAGACCCUUACCUUGCUGGAUUGUAUAACUCAAUGGCCAGGGAAGAUAUUUGGCAGCAUGUUCUGCGCUGGAGGAGUGAGACAAGGAACUUGCUUCAGGGACUCCGGUGGCCCCCUCAUUGAGACUAAAGGCACCGUUAUAGGGCCCUACGAGCAGAUCGGUGUGACGUCAUGGGGAUCAAAAACAUGCAGCAAACCUCAAGUUUACACACGAGUCCAAAAGUUCAUUGAGUGGAUAACGAAAAUCUGCGGCAAUUCCUUCACAUGCCCUCCUUAUUCUCCCUGGACUACCAUCAAAUUGAAUGAAACUCUGCAGCUAUCAUCUUAAAAAUGAAAUUAAUAAAUAAAAUGAAAAUAAAUAAAUAAACAAAAUAAAUAAAUAAGAGAGAGAGA